AGAGUGGCUUGUCUGUCCUCAGACACAGCAGCAAUGCUGUCUGUGCACGUCUGUCUCGAUGUGCAGAAGAAAACGAGAGCGACAGAUGCUUUUAGUUUAAUGUGUGUGUGACCGUAUAUACACACUGAACGAGGUCGACCAAGUAUGACAGCUUCCCUGAGCUCCUGCAGUGGCUUAGAGGUCCUCCUCUCCUCUCUGCAGAAUGCAGGGGACGUUGAGAGCACCUUAACUUCUCUCAGUGUCCUGGAUGAACUUCUGUCUGCUGGUACAGAUCGUCGUAUCCACUAUAUGAUCAGUAAAGGUGGCAGUGAAUCCUUGCUUACUGCACUGGUCAACACUGGGCGCAGUUUCAGUCCCAACUACACCAUCUUGCUGCCACUGCUGCACCUGCUGGCUAAAGUUGGACACAGAGAUCGUCAUAUAGGUAGGAAGGCAGAGGAGGCUGGAGCUGUGCUGCUGAGUCUGAAUCUGCUCAAACACAACAUCAAACAUGCUAGGAGGGCUGCAGCCUUUCUAUGGGUCAUCCAGGUCUUCUCUGCAUCAGUUCCUACAGCAAACCUUAUAGGAAAGAACUAUGGACUAGAUGUCAUCUACCGCCUCAUCCCUCAAUAUACCACCAAACAUCUGCACACCAUCAAGGCAGCCAUUAAUGCCUUUGCUGCUCUGCUGUGCACAAAGGCUAAUGUUUCCUCAGUGGUAUCUAAGGGUUACAUCUUCGGCCUCAUGCGGCUUUAUGAGGACUGGCACAGAAAGGACACUCAACAUAUUGCAGUAACAAUCCUCCACGCACUGCUGCGCUGCCUCCAUAAGGUCACCCACAGUACUGCUGGCAGACAGGCUUUCGUAUCCCAGGGAGGCAUCAGACUGUUGUAUGAAACUACACAGACAUGUUUGCUGAGUAAAGAUAUGGAAUCUCUGGUAGAGUCCUCUGUGCAGCUGAUGAGGAAAUGUCUUCCAAAAACUCCUCUGCCACUGACAUCAGAUCAGUCUGCAUACACCUUCCCCUUGCCUGGAUGGCCACAAGCUGUCCCAAAUAUGGAUGCAGAACCAGAUGACAGCAGUGGGGAAAGCGAUGAUGAGGAGGCUGAAUAUAACCAAGAGGCGGACUAUGAUGAUGAUUUGGAGACUGACCUGAACAAACUACGUCUUCCUCCUGACCCAGACAGACCCAAAGAGCUGCUGCCACAGUAUAGCCGCCUCUGUCCUGAACUCUCAUAUGACUUCCAGGAGCUGGAUUUAAGUUCUGAACCAGACGAGCACACGACAGCAUCAUCAGCAUCUUCAUCAGAUGAGGAGGCUUUGCUGCUCAACAGAUGCCCUUUCCACUCCUCCAGGAGGGACACAAGGAGGUGUAAUGCCAACAGUGAUUUGUUCACCUCCUCUUCGAGGUCUUACUCAGAGGCGGAACCAGAAGGAUACACACCAGCUGCUGCCCAGUUAGAGGCCUGUGAUUUCCGCAGUCACAACAGCAUCCUCAGCACCAGCCCCAGAAUUAGGACCAUGGUUAGAGAGGCAAGGGGAGAAGCCCCUCCAGGUCAGAGAGUGGAUGAGCAGGAUGAUGAAGAGGAUGCAGAACAAUCCCAUCAUCGUACCAUUAUAGACAGGGUAUUGGAGAGACAUGGAGCCUGUAUCCCCCACCAUGACCCCAAAUUGUAUCGUGCUGAAGCCGCCAAAACCAUAUCUAUUCCAGGGUUCAGCAUCCUGGCUUUUCCUGAUUUCUGGGGUCACCUCUCACCACCAGGACAUGAACCCAUGGCCCCACGUAAACCCAGCAUACAGAGGCAGAAAGUGUUUGAAGAUGUCCAACGUUUCUUGAAUACUGAUGGCAUCAUCAACAAGGUCGUGUUUGACCUGGAAGACAGCAGUCUAAAGUAUCCGCCUGAUACCUUGAGGUUUUUCUCUAAGUUUGAAUGUGGGAACCUAAGAAAGGCUGUCCAGGUCCGCAGAUAUGAAUAUGACCUCAUACUGAAUGCAGAUGCCAACAGUAACCAGCACACCCAAUGGUUUUAUUUUGAAGUCAGUAACAUGGUGCCAGACUUCCCCUACCGUUUUAAUGUCAUCAACUGCGAGAAGAGCAACAGCCAGUUCAACUAUGGAAUGCAGCCGGUGCUGUACUCAGUAAAGGAAGCUCUGGAAGGUAGACCCCACUGGGUCAGGACUGGGACUGAAAUUUGUUAUUACAGAAACAACUUUUGUCCGGCCCAGUGCAAAAGGAGAACAACCUUUUAUACUUUGACCUUUACCAUCACCUUCGAACACAAUGAGGAUGUGUGCUACCUGGCCUACCAUUAUCCCUACACAUACUCUGCUCUGAAGGCUCAUCUGAAGGUCCUGAAGAAAUCAGUGGAUCCCACCAAAGUGUUUUUCCAGCAGCAGAUUCUUUGUGGCAGUUUGGCUGGAAACUCAUGUCCAUUGGUUACCAUCACUGCCUGUCCUGCCAGCAGGGGCUGGAGAGACAUUCACCAGCUCCGUAAUCGUCCCUGUAUUGUGCUGACAGGUCGUGUCCAUCCCGGUGAGUCUAAUGCCAGCUGGGUUAUGAAGGGCACCCUAGAUUUUCUAUGCAGUAGUGACUCCAUAGCUCAGAGUCUGAGGGAGGCCUUCAUCUUCAAGAUCAUCCCCAUGCUCAACCCAGACGGAGUCAUCAAUGGCAUGAAUCGCUGCGAUCUCAACUGUGCAGAUCUAAAUCGUCAGUGGUGUAAACCUGACCCAGUCCUCAGUCCAACCAUCUACCACACCAAGGGUUUCCUCUACUACCUCAACAGUAUAGGACGGACUCCACUGGUUUUCUGUGAUUACCACGGCCACUCCAGAAAGAAAAAUGUCUUCCUGUAUGGCUGCAGUGUUAAGGAGACUCUAUGGCAAUCUGGCUCUGCCGUUAACACUGUGGGAUUGAAAGAGGACCCUGGAUAUAGGACCAUUCCAAAGACCUUGGAUCGUAUCGCACCGGCCUUUUCUUUCAACAGCUGCAACUAUUUGGUAGAGAAGUCUCGCUCUGCUACAGCCAGGGUGGUUGUCUGGAGGGAGAUGGGCGUGCUGAGAAGUUAUACCAUGGAAAGUACUUACAAUGGCUGCAACCAGGGAAUAUACAAGGCUCAGUUUUUCAGGACUGCAAACAUUCAGCAGGGGGCCACUCAACUCUCCAAACACAGGGCUCAGGUUAAACCCAGGGAACAAGUCUCUGUGGUCAGGUUCAGCAGUUCCUCAGCUGUACUCUAUGAUGAGGCUCCUCUCCUUCUCAGAGAGCCUCUGCCACCAGAGUUCCAGGACCCUUGUACAUCUUACCCCGCGAUGCGCGAUGUGAGCAGCUGGAUCCAGCCACAUACUGCUACUGCUGCCAAGUACUCACGGCUGCUAGCCCCGCCCAUUGGAAAGAGUGUGGGAUAUACCACUACUAGGAAUGGGAGAUUUAAGAGGAGAGUCCAACACCUGGAGAGUAACUUCAUAUACAGACACAAUGGAAGCUUUAUGCAUGCUAAUACACGGAAGCGGGGCAAGAGAGGCGGAGUCCGCCUAAGGCUGCGUCGACAAAAACUGAACCGCCUCCCGCUCCCAACAAUGAUUCUGGCCAACGUGCAGUCCCUUCAUAACAAAACGGACGAGCUCCAGGCCAAUGUGCUCCAUCUCCACCAGUACAGGAACGCUUGUGUGCUGGCCUUGACUGAAACCUGGCUCUCAAACAAUGAUCCUGACUCGGACCUACACCUCGACGGCUUCGGGAUUCCCUUACGCACGGACAGAAAUAGUGAAGUCACGGGGAAGUCCCAUGGAGGCGGAGUCUGUCUUUAUGUCAACCGGAGAUGGUGCAACAAUAUUACCAUCAGAGAAAGAACAUGCACCCCCGACAUUGAACUGCUGUCUGUGUCGACAGAUCACAACGUGUUAGAUAAUAAAACUUACAACUGUUUUGAAGACGAUGAACCUCCAUGUGUCGAGGAGAUUGAGUAUUCCACAGAUUGUCAAACACUUAAUGGAGCUGAUUUGGAUUCAGAUGUCAACAGCAACAUGACCGGUUCUGAUGAGGAGGAGGAUGAUGAAAAACUCAGGGAAGCAAAUCAUCAGCCUAGCAGUCGCAAAUCACAGCAGUCAAGUAUGAAGAGCCGCCCAUUUCCCCACCUGAUCAGACAGGCCUCCAUUGAGACACUCGAUGAGAAAAGAAAUACAUGUUAUGGUGUGAACAUCAAUGGACAAAUGAUGACUUAA
This is a messenger RNA of Epinephelus moara (kelp grouper), 4200 nucleotides long. Its product is annotated as cytosolic carboxypeptidase 4. NCBI's taxonomy places the organism in Eukaryota, Metazoa, Chordata, Actinopteri, Perciformes, Serranidae. Gene Ontology annotation, biological process: C-terminal protein deglutamylation; protein side chain deglutamylation; proteolysis. The transcript is spliced from 31 exons. The record is from RefSeq and is a predicted model, not a curated record. The coding region runs from base 145 to 4200 and encodes 1351 amino acids. Gene Ontology annotation, molecular function: metallocarboxypeptidase activity; zinc ion binding.